Messenger RNA from Anthostomella pinea, 2172 nucleotides. NCBI's taxonomy places the organism in Eukaryota, Fungi, Ascomycota, Sordariomycetes, Xylariales, Xylariaceae. The record is from the annotation of a GenBank genome assembly.
AUGCCUGAACUCCCCGUUCGCAGCUCUGAUGGAGGAGAUUCAGAAGCCAAGCGGAGGAAGGUGCGCAAGGGGACCAAAAGUUGCUGGGAGUGUCGAAAGAGGAAGAUACGCUGCCUUUACCCCUCUGAAGAUGCACCAACGUGUGCUGGCUGCGACGCGAGAGGCGCCACUUGCGUGAGCCAGGAGUUCGCAGACGAGCUGCCGCCAGCGCCAGACAGGCGACUGACUCAGAGAUUGGGACGGGUGGAGGACCUCUUGGAGAGACUUGUUGAGAAGAUCAUGCCCGACUCUUAUACUCCUGAGCGAAGAGCUGUUGGCAGCAGUUCAUCCGUCUCGGUCGAAGAUGAGAUCGAUCCCACAGGUGGUGCCUGUCCGUUCUCGGCCGGCCGCCCCCCUGUGCGUAGAAUGUUGGAAUCUUUGCGAGGAUCGCCUGCUGUCGCUGCGGCACCGUGCCCGUAUGAAAACGAUACACCGGCGCUCUCGGCCAAGCAUGCACAAGUCGCCAAGACACUCCAUGCCCUGUUUCCUUGUCAGCAAGAUACCGAUGCCAUCACUUCAGCAAGCGUAGGCCCUUACUUCGUCGUCAUGUUCGUGGCUAGUCAUCGUGACCGAGCUGAAGGGCGGACGGAGCCGGCAUCCUCGGUAUCGGAGAUCCCAUCUGCUACGAGCCAUCCGGCACUUCUCGCAAAGCGGCUGAUGCAACUGACCAACUGCAUGCAGCAGCUUCCACCUUCGUCUUUCCUCCGUCUGACAUCGAAAGAAUCUGUGCGGGCAAUGAUGGUCAAAUAUGCAUCGACCGUCUCGGAUUUGGUUGCUUCUGACGAUGACCUCGUCGGCUCCGUGGAAGGUCUUGAAGCACUCACCCUCCUUAUGCUAUAUCACACAAAUUCUGGCAACCUACGGAAGGCGUGGCUCGCUGUCCGGCGUACCUUGUCGGUUGCUCAACUUAUGGGGGCCGACAGAUGGGGUGAUGAACCACUAAAGUCCGUGGACCCGAAGUCAGAUCCAUCGACUCGUGCCAAAGCCAAAAUGCUCUGGUUUGUUAUCAACUUCUCCGAUCGCUACCUUUCUCUUCUCCUUGGCCUCCCGGCUGGGACAGAUGACAACUCCUUCGCGGAUGAUGAUCCUCAUGAUUCACCUAUGGAGAGGUUGGAGAAAAAGCACGCCGUACUGGCUCAUGCGCUUAUCAAGCGUAAUUCCAAUAUGAAGAGCGACUCAUCCUUCAGCACCACGCAGACCAUCGACUGCGACCUCGAGCAGGCCUGGAGGUCGAUGGGUCCCUCGUUUUGGCAGCCCGUACAACUCGACACCACUGCAUCACCCGUUGAGCGGCAUCAAGUCAUGUCACACCUGUUGAUGCAGUUAAAUCACCACAACCUUCUCAUCCUGCUACACUUGCCAUACAUGAUGCGGGACCCGAAGGAACGGCGAUGGGACUACAGCAAGACGACAUGCAUGAGCUCGUCGCGGGAGCUGCUGCGGAGCUUCCUCUUAUUCCGGCGUCUCAACGAUGCCUCCUUCAUAUGUCGGCAUACCGACUAUGGCGCAUUGACAGCGGGUUUGACGCUGCUACUCGGGUACCUGGAUCCGAAGCUGCAUGAGCGCGACGAGAACAGCAUUCGUGCAAGACAGGCAGAUCAGAAGCUGGUCCAGGACACGCAGUUCGAACUGCGUGACAUGGCCGAGAAGAACAAGGACAAAUUGUCCUUCCAGUCUUCUGACCUCAUCAGUCGGUUGCUGCCUCUGGCCGAUACUGAUCGGAUGAGCCGCUACGGGGCAGACGGGGCCGACGUGCCGGUAAGGCUGGACAUCCCCUACUUGGGCACCAUCAACAUCAAGAAGCGGCUGCACUCAUCCCUCGACGAGAAUCCGCCGCCUGCAGCUGAGACUCCGGCGCCUGUCGUCAUGCCGGACUUCCAGGGCUUUCCUACUCCAUACUCCAACGUUAAUGAAACCGACACGGCCGAUAUAAGUUACAUGACGCACGAUAACAACUUGUUCUCCUCGUUCGAUGAGACAGACUUCGCCCCUAUGCAAUUCGAGUUUACGAGCGACCAGCUGCGGUACCCAGAGCUUGCCGCUGACGCGGAGCAGUGGACUUUCCAGGGCUUCGAUACAACUUACUUCGAAAGCUUGUUCCCUGGGAUGUUCGUUGAUAACCAAGGAGCCUAG